UCCUCCCUUAUUCUGAUAAAAUGCAAGCGAAAGCAAUCGCCUACAACGUUCUGAUUUUCGUACUGAUAUGCAGAUAUCUAUAAUAUGAUCGGUAGUUUGUCAUAAUAUGUUUGUAUCGUCUGCCUAAAUUUAAUCUGCUUAUGCAGGCUUAUUUUACAAAUCUAUUUAUAGACACUUUGCCCCCCUUAUAUUUAAGAAUUAUUACCAAUUUAUCUAUCAAACACACUUAGCCCCAUUUGAGCACCCGUUUGUUCUAUUUUAGCCUAUUAUUCAAUCAAGGAGGCCCAAAUCUUUCGGUCCCAAGCAGACUAAAAUACUAAAUAAUGUUUUUCCUGUACGUAAUGAGCGACAUCCUUGCGGCGGUCUUCAUAUUGAAUACAUAUCAUGGGUGUGCAAGCGGGACAUUGCUAUAUACAUGCAUAGCGCUGUUUUGGUCACACAAGAGAGCCGCACGGUGCAUCAGUGUGAGAACAGCGCAAUGCGCGCGCAUUGCCCCGUCGACUCUUGCGCAUCUGAGCCUUAGAUUUAGUAUAAUAAGUAGGUUAGUACUAGUCUGGUGUCUGACUUUUUUAAGUCCUAAUUUUUGGAUAAUUACCAAAAUGAGGUACUUCGCUUUUGGAUUACUGGUGUUUUGCGGAUUAUUUGAAUAUGGUUCCCCAAUAAUGUGUUACGAAUGCAACAGCGCCACCAACUCCCAAUGCCUCCAAAACGUCCUCCCAGAGAACCUCAAGCGCAACUGUUCGGAGCACGACCGCGGCGUGACGCAUACGCUGUGUCGUAAGAUUAUACAACAUGUGGAUGUGGCUGUUAAUGACCAGUUACCGGCUAGCAGGGUUAUUAGGAGCUGCGGAUGGGAUGAGACCAAAUAUAAGGGCGCCUGCUACCACCGCUCCGGCUACGGCGGAAGACAAGAGGUCUGCUCCUGCACCAAGGACCUCUGCAACGGGUCCAACGAUGUCACCUCUAUAACCGCCCUUGCUCUCGCUUCGUCUCUCAUGACGAUACUCAAGCUUGUCUGCCAAUGACUUUAACAAAACACUCAAAUCUCUGCUCCAGGGUUACCUAUCUCAUCUCCGAAAACUUAAAAGCCAAUUAUUAAAAUUUUAAGAGAGGUAUAGGCAAUGUGAAUGUCAUCUCGCCUUGUGUGGUAGGGCACAGCACAGCAGAUGUCAUUCCAGAUCUAGAGCAGAGCCCAACUGGGGAAGUACCUCCACCUUACAGAAAACCGCAGCCAAAUAACACUUGACCCUACUCAUAGUGUUGUGUUCCUGCCGGUGAGUAAGGUUGCCAGAGCUCAACGAGGGGGGUG
Molecule: messenger RNA, 1309 nt
Organism: Cydia pomonella (codling moth)
Lineage: Eukaryota; Metazoa; Arthropoda; Insecta; Lepidoptera; Tortricidae
Exons: 3
Coding region: 324-1025 (233 amino acids)
Biological process (GO): positive regulation of voltage-gated potassium channel activity; regulation of synaptic transmission, cholinergic; sleep
Source: RefSeq, a predicted model, not a curated record